UGCAGCCCGCGCUCUGCUCGCCGCGCCGCUCCCCGCCCCCCGCUCUCCGGACCCGGUCCCAUCGCGGCUACGGGGGGCCGCUCUCGGGGGGCCUCAUGGCCGAGGGGGACGCAGGGAGCGACCAGAGGCAGAAUGAGGAAAUUGAAGCAAUGGCAGCAAUUUAUGGCGAAGAAUGGUGUGUCAUUGAUGACUGUGCCAAAAUAUUUUGUAUUAGAAUUAGCGACGAUAUAGAUGACCCCAAGUGGACACUUUGCUUGCAGGUGAUGCUUCCUAGUGAAUAUCCAGGUACAGCUCCACCUAUUUAUCAGCUGAAUGCUCCUUGGUUAAAAGGGCAAGAACGUGUGGAUUUAUCGAACAGCCUUGAGGAAAUAUAUAUACAGAAUAUUGGUGAAAGCAUUCUUUACCUGUGGGUGGAGAAAAUAAGAGAUACUCUGAUACAAAAAUCUCAAUUGACAGAACCAGGCCCAGAUGUAAAGAAGAAAACGGAAGAGGAAGAUGUUCAGUGUGAAGAUGAUCUCAUUUUAGCGUGUCAGCCAGAAAAUCCAGUUAAAGCAUUGGAUUUUGAUAUCACUGAAAAUCAACCAGAAAUAGAAGAAUUACCUCCAAUUGAUCAUGGAGUUCCUAUUACAGACCGAAGAAGUACCUUUCAGGCACACUUGGCUCCAGUAGUUUGUACUAAACAGGUGAAAAUGGUUCUUGCCAAAUUGUAUGAGAAUAAGAAGGUAGCCAGUGCCACUCACAACAUCUAUGCCUAUAGAAUAUAUUGUGAAGAUAAGCAGACCUUUUUGCAAGACUGUGAGGAUGAUGGGGAAACAGCGGCUGGUGGACGUCUUCUUCAUCUCAUGGAGAUUUUGAAUGUGAAAAAUGUCAUGGUGGUAGUAUCACGCUGGUAUGGAGGAAUUCUGCUAGGACCAGAUCGUUUUAAACAUAUCAACAACUGUGCCAGAAAUAUACUAGUGGAGAAGAAUUAUACAAGUUCACCUGAAGAAUCAUCUAAGAGUUUGGGCAAGAACAAAAAAGUAAAAAAAGACAAGAAGCGGAGUGAACAUUAAUACUUGAAACUAUAUGAAAGGUUAAUUUUUCUAUAAUUACAAACAUAUUCUACAGUCAUCAAGGAAUAUAUGACCCUGGCUGCUCAAGUCAGCCAAUUCAUCAUGGACACCAGCAUUAUCUUCUUUAGUUUUAUCAUCUGCCAAAAAUACAGAAUUUAGAAUAUAUUCAUGUGUGUUUUAGGCUUUUUGGGAAGAACUAGUUUGUGCUUAACCAUUAAUUUAUCUAGUUUUAGGAAAGUGACAGUUGCCCAGGCUAGUGUCUGAAUUACUGCUUCACUUAAGUACAUGUCAAGUGCCUUUGUUAGGUGGGGAAGAAGUGUCUCCAGAGGACUAUAAAUGCCUGAUUUCUUGUCAUUGGGAUUCUUGUACUGUUAAAUGAACAUUGCCUUUUCUGCUCUUUAUGGCUUAUUGGAACAGAAGCUCAUUGAAGAUUGAUCUUGGAGAAUUUCUUCCUGUGAUUUCAGUUCAAAAUGUGACAUUUUUCAUUUUAUAGUCUGAGUAAUAAGUGAGAAUCCAGAAGUAUAUAUCUAUAGUUAUGUGUUGAGGUGGCAAUUUAUCAAACUAAUUUGUUAGCUUAAGUAUUAUGCCUCAAUUUCUGUCACAAAUUUGUGAAUGUGAAAUUU
This is a messenger RNA of Dipodomys spectabilis (banner-tailed kangaroo rat), 1675 nucleotides long. It is a transcript of the gene Impact, whose product is annotated as impact RWD domain protein. Gene Ontology annotation, biological process: regulation of translational initiation. The record is from RefSeq and is a predicted model, not a curated record. Gene Ontology annotation, cellular component: cytoplasm. The coding region runs from base 96 to 1052 and encodes 318 amino acids. The transcript is spliced from 11 exons. Gene Ontology annotation, molecular function: protein binding. NCBI's taxonomy places the organism in Eukaryota, Metazoa, Chordata, Mammalia, Rodentia, Heteromyidae.